UGGUGUACAUUUGGCUGUAGUGGAGAGGGUGAACUCUCUUGUCUUCUCGCUUUCAAGUGACUCUCUGACGGCUGUACUGUACCGGAGAUGCCAAAAUGGCUGCAAGUAAUUACUUCGGCUUCACCCACGCCGCCGGCCCACAGUACAGCACCGCAGUUCCUCCCCCAGCCUACUCGCACCCUUCCACGGCCACCUACAGCGUCCAGCAGGCUCCAGCGGUGCCCCAUGCGGUGACCGCCUCCUACUCUCCGGCUACGGUCCAGGCGGCCCAGCCGGUGGUCACCUCUCCUUACGCCGCCUAUCAGAGCCACCAGCCGCCGCCAGACUACGCCUACAGGCCGCCAGACCCCCCUGCACCUCCGCAGCCCACCACCACUCCACAAACAUAUCAGGUGUACUCCGACGCGGACAACUACAGCUUUGCCCGUCCUGCUGUUGUGACCACCUAUGACAACAAACAGUACUACCAGACAAGUGCCGCUCCAGCCCAGAGGAGUUCCACUGACAGUUACUACCCGGCUGUGGGCGUGAAGAGCGAGUACAGUCCCGCCCCCACCACCGUGUACAGCCACCCUCCUCCUCCCCAGCGGCAGGUAACAGCGCUGAAACAAGUGGCCCCGAGCAGCACGGUGUCCGCCAGCUACAACAUCUACCCGGUGUCCUGCAGUGCGGCAGUGCAGCCGCCGCAAACGUCCAUCUCGUCCUACACCCUCGGCUCCACGUACAGCUCCACCGCGUCAGCCACCUCCUACUCCGGCAUCAGCUACCCCGGUUAUGAUUCAACCGGCUACACCUCCACAUCCGCCCCCACCUAUUACCAGCCGGCUCAGCAGACUCUGUCGCAGCCUCAGCCCGCCUCCCAUCUGCCUCAGCAACAACAGCUUCAACACCCGCAGCCACCCAAGCAGCUGACGAGCACUCCCUGGAUCAACCCCGGCAGCAACAUGGUGACAAGCCCGGCGGGAAGCUCCUACAAGAAGCCAUCUUUUUACCAGAACAAGAUGCAGAAGCCCAAAGGGCCUGCCAAGCAACCCCAGCUGCAUUACUGUGACAUUUGUAAGAUCAGCUGCGCUGGCCCUCAGACAUACCGGGAGCAUCUGGAGGGCCAGAAACAUAAGAAAAAAGAGGCAGCCCAGAAAAGUAGUGGCCAGACAGGCCCCAGCUUUGCCCCCCGAGGGGUCCAGUCUCAGUUACGCUGCGAAUUGUGUGACAUUUCCUGCACUGGAGUUGACGCUUACGCCGCACACAUCCGCGGGGCCAAACACCAGAAGGUGGUGAAACUACACACCAAGCUGGGCAAGCCUAUCCCUUCCACCGAGCCCGUGUUGCUGAAUUCCUCAUCAACUGUCACCACGUCAACAGCUGCCAAACACCCGGCCUCCACCGCUGUCGUUGCCUCAGCAACAACUGUUUCAACUCCCGCCGUCACGUCCAAACCCAACACUGUGGGAAAAACCCUCACGAUGGUCAAGAAAACGGCUCCCUUCAAAAUAACUUUCACUUCCAAUAAGUCAACCAGCUCUCCAGCAGCAGCAGUGAAAGGGGAAGAGACCCUGCAACCAGCACCUGCUUCAAAGGCGGAGCUCCAGAGCGAGGAUGAGGAUGGCGACAGGGCUGGUGGCCUGGGGGACAUCCAACCCGUCGGGCAUGACUAUAUCGAGGAGGUGUGUAACAGUGAAGGCAAAGUGAUCCGCUUCCACUGCAAGUUAUGUGAAUGCAGCUUCAAUGACCCAAAUGCUAAAAACAUGCACCUGAAGGGAAGAAGACACAGACUCCAGUACAAGAGGAAAGUGAACCCGGAGCUCCCCGUGGAGAUCAAACCAAGUAACCGAGCCAGGAAGCUGCAGGAGACCAAACUGAAGAAACAGAAGGCGGUGCUGAAAAGGCAGCGAGACGACGAGCAGCGCUGGCACAUGGAGAUGAGGCGAUACGAGGAGGAUAUGUACUGGAGAAGGAUGGAGGAGGAGCAAAUGUACUGGGGUGAGCAGAGGCGCAGGAUGGGACCCCCGCCUUUGAUGAGUCGCCCGGGUAUGCCAGUGCCUCCUCUGUUGCCGUGCGUGCGUCGUCCAGAGUCGCCCGACGACCGUCACGUCAUGACCAGACACGCCACCAUAUACCCGGGGGAGCUGGAGCUGCAGGCCGUUCAGAGGAUCGUCUCCCACUCGGAACGAGCCCUGAAGCUGGUGUCCGACACCCUGCUGGAGAAGGACAUGACACCCAGUGCUGCUGCUGCUGCUGCUGAAGGUGAACAACAAAAAAGUACUGAGAGCACAGCACGUCUGCUGAAAGGUGUGAUGCGGGUGGGCAUCCUCGCCAAGGGCCUGCUGCUCCGAGGUGACACUAAUGUUGAGCUCACCGUGCUGUCUACUAAAAAACCCAGUGUCGCUCUACUCAAGAGUAUCGCUGAACAGCUGCCCAAACAACUGGCGACAUUUUCUGAAGAUCAGUAUGAGGUGCAGGCUCACCCCGAGGAGGCCAACAUCGUCAUAUUAUCGAGCAAGGAGCCCGUAAUGCAGGUGACCGUUGCUCUCACCUCGCCGCUCAUGAGGGACGACCCUGCUGCUGAGAAGGACAAGCAGGCAGGAGGAAAAGCGGCUGAGAAAGCAGACGUGGUGGCAGAGAAAGACCCUCCGGAUCUGCUGGACGAGAAGAAAUGUCAGGAACACCUGGCCGCGCUGCGCCAUGCCAAAUGGUUUCAGGCUCGUGCCAACGGUCUGCAGUCCUGUGUGAUCAUCAUUCGAAUCCUCCGUGAUUUAUGUCAGCGUGUGCCCGCCUGGGGGAAGAUGCCAAGCUGGGCGCUGGAGCUGCUGGUGGAGAAGGCGAUCAGCAGUGCGACAGGCCCGCUCAGCCCAGGAGAGGCCUUGCGCAGGGUGCUGGAAUGCUUGGCCACGGGCAUCCUGCUGUCAGAGGGGACCGGCUUGUGGGACCCCUGCGAGAAGGAGCCCACAGAUGCUUUGCAGAGCAUGACUGUCGAAGACCGGGAGUACCUGACCGCCAGCGCACAGCACGCGCUACGGCAGCUCGCCUUCCGCCAGAUCCACAAAGUCCUCGGCAUUGACUCCCUGGCCGCGUCCAAGAUCGGCGCUCGCAAACGCAGACGGGACGUGGGCGACACUAGCGAAGGCGAGGCGGAUGGCAAAAAGGAAAAGAAGGACGAGACUUCAAGAGCUUGACGUCCAAAAAGUGCAGCUUGUUAGUUUAGAGUCCCGUUAGAAUGUCACAAUUUAAAAUAAUCAGAAUGAAGCAAUCUUAACCACACGUGCUACAGAGUGCAGAGGCCGAUCUCAUUUUCCAGUACGAUCAUUACUUACAGAUGUAGAUGUGUGCACAGUAUGCAUCAUUCCAUUUCAUUUCAACUGCGCACUAAUGCCUCUGCAGCUUUUGAUUAGUCACAUGCAACUCUGCAGCAGUCGUGUCCUUUUUUUUUCUCUACAGACUCAACAAAGGUGGUUUAAAAGUGUGUUCAGCCUCGUUCACACUGCAGGUCAAAUCUGAUCUUUUGACCCAUAUGGGACCUGAAUCUGAUUUUUUUUUCACAUCAAUGUGAACAGCGCAAUUCCAAAAUGUUCAAAUCCGACCGACCGAUGCAUGUGUAGAUAUAAAUCGGAUAUGUAUCAAAUGCAACGGCAGUCGCAAUUAUCCCACCAAUACGUCAUUAAAUAGCAGUGAACGUCACAAUUUUUGGCCAAAAUAGACUUUUGCAAAAUUAAUGUUGUAUAUUCCGGACUAUACAGUGCCGCACCCACUAAAUUUGAAAAGAAAAUAAUAUUUUUCCUAAAUUAGCCACACCGGACUGCUGCAGAUAUGUACGUCGCAAAAUGAGUUAUUUACUCAGAAAUGUAAAUUAUUUGUUACCAAAUAAUGCUUGUAAACACGGCUGUAAAACGGCCGAUCAAACAAAACAGAAGUCAUCGUCAUGGACCCACUGGCUGCGCAAGCUAGCUUUCCAAUCAGCUUGGUGAUUUUACUGAGGAAUUUGUGAAACUGGAACAACAGAAACAAAAAUGACAUUGUAAGGUAAUCGUACUAAUACAGACACCCGUGAAUGUGUUAGCAUAUUAGCUAAUGCCAUUGACGCUAGCUUCAUCACAUUACGAUAGCUCGUACAAUUAUGCAUGACACACUCCCACAGACAUCACACGUGGGAUGGCUUAGUCAGUAAGAAUUGUUAUAUUGUAAAACUUAUGAACGUUGCUUGGAGUAAUGAAUGAAGAAUCCUUCCAUCCAUUUCUACCGCUUGUCUCUUUCAGAAUCGCGGUGGGUGCCUGAGUCUAUCCGUACGUGUAAAAAUGCUACUGACGGCUAAAAGCCUGAACGGCACUUUUACUUCCAGUUGAAAGGACUAAAUAGAAGGACACUGCAGCACUUGCAAUGAGCGAACUCGUCCAAAAGAUGGCGCCAUAGCACAAAUUGCCUGUUGUUUUUUAAACUAUUGCAUUAUGACCAUCACCAAAGAAAAAUCCAGUAAGAUUUCUAUAACCUGCAGGGUUCAAAACUUUGAAAAAAAGUAGCGGCUUGUAGUCCGGAAUUUACAAAUGAGUAGAAAACCGUCGAAAAGAAAACUCUUUAAGCAGACGUCGGAGCAAACGUCUCACAAACAGUGAAAGCCAAAAUUGAUUAAUGUUUUACGCACCAUUAUGCGGAUCAGAAAAUGUUGACUUUGAUUGCACAAAACCCUUGAAAUUGCAACUAAUGGGCCUAGAACCAAAGCCAUGGUCACGACCUCCGUGAACACUGCACUACGUGUGACCUCAUUUCUGCAUGCGGCUCAAAUUGGUUUCCUAAUGUGAACGAUUGCAUCAAAAUAGCGGAUUUGACAAGAGUGUUCGAAUUGGACAUCCUUCCCUGCGGUGUGGACUUGGCCCGUGAGAGAGUAAAAAGGAGGUUGACGGCCAGUGACUGCAGACUAGGAGGCACAAUCAGAGCUGCAAUCAAUGGACACGUCCAUCAAUGUUUAAAAAUCCUGGAUACAAAGUAAAAAAAAACACCUUAAAAUAAGAAUGAAGUCAAAGUAUUUAGCAAGUGAUUAUUAGGAGCAUGUCUGACUGAAUAUGCAGUGAUCUAUUGCAGCCAGUUCUCAAAGUGAAUAUCAUCCGGCCAGACUUGUUUAUCCUUUGUCCUAAAAAUCUAUUCAUCUUCAUUUUGUAUGACGCAAGUUAGCUUAGCCAGGUAUCAUUUCCUUUCGAGAUUUUUUAUUUUUUUUUGAAGCUGCUGCCAGAAAUGUAUGUGGAAAACCUCUGCUCUUGUGGUUUCCUGCAACCUGCAGUUUGCAGUACACUGAAGGAAGGGGAGGAGUCACCGGGGCGACUGCGCAACAAUUUGGCCUAAAAGGUGACGAGGAUGAUGUAUUUUUAGUUGCUAAGAGCCAACCAAUUUUAUUUCUAAAGAAUGUCUCUGUCAUCAAAAUUGUAAAAAAACAAAACUGUUGCUACCCUUCCCCCCGCCCAGUUAGAUGUGUUAUAAGACACUUUUAAGCCAGUUUGUCCUUUACAGUUGUAUUAUUGGUUUGAAGCAGAUGUAAAUAAACAGUCAUGGAGACAAAAAAAAAGCA
Molecule: messenger RNA, 5551 nt
Organism: Nerophis ophidion (straightnose pipefish)
Lineage: Eukaryota; Metazoa; Chordata; Actinopteri; Syngnathiformes; Syngnathidae
Gene: zfr2
Product: zinc finger RNA binding protein 2
Exons: 19
Coding region: 96-3173 (1025 amino acids)
Cellular component (GO): precatalytic spliceosome
Molecular function (GO): single-stranded RNA binding; double-stranded RNA binding; zinc ion binding
Source: RefSeq, a predicted model, not a curated record